Molecule: messenger RNA, 2647 nt
Organism: Sebastes umbrosus (honeycomb rockfish)
Lineage: Eukaryota; Metazoa; Chordata; Actinopteri; Perciformes; Sebastidae
Gene: sp2
Product: sp2 transcription factor
Exons: 8
Coding region: 87-1916 (609 amino acids)
Biological process (GO): regulation of transcription by RNA polymerase II
Molecular function (GO): RNA polymerase II cis-regulatory region sequence-specific DNA binding; DNA-binding transcription factor activity, RNA polymerase II-specific
Source: RefSeq, a predicted model, not a curated record
CUGUUGUGCGCUGAUUGGUUCAACAGCUUGGGGGCGGGUUCUCCGCGGGGCUCGGUCUUCACGGCUCACGGAGAGCGAAUGUCGUCAUGAGCGAACAACAGGACAGUAUGGCCACCACUGUUGCUGUCAGUCCCAGUGAAUACCUUCAGCCCUCCACCGCUUCCACACAAGACACCCAGCCGUCUCCUCUGGCCCUCCUGGCUGCCACCUGUAGUAAAAUCGGUCCUCCUGCCGCUCAGGUUCCGGUCACCUCUCCUCCGGCUCAGCCGCAGCCUCGCCGGCUCCUCCCCAUAAAGCCGGCGCCGAUCGCCCCCGCUCCGCCUAAAAACCUGGGUUUCCUGUCAGCCAAGGGCAAUGUGAUCCAGCUGCCCGCCGGCCUGGGCUCCACGGCGCCCGGCAGUCCCAUCGUGCUCACCAUCCAGCAGAGCCCGGCCCGCGCCAACACUUCGGCGCCUGCCAACAUCCAGUACCAGAUGAUGCCGCAGAUCCAGGGCGCCCAGACCAUCCAGAUGAUGCCACAGGGAGGUCAGAUCCAGCUCAUACCGGGCACCAACCAGGCCAUCAUCACCACUCCCAUGACCGUACCGGCUCCCAACGCCGCCACCGCUCCCGUCACGCCGCAGAAGACUGUAGCCAUCAAGCCCUCCCCAAAGUCGCGCAAGCCAAACAACUCCGCUGCGAACAUGGUGCAGCUGCCCGGCGGGCUCACGCUGCCGCUCCACGUGGCGACCGGAGAGGUGGGCGGGACUCAGUUCGUCACGGAGACGGCAGCCGCCCCUCCCACUCCGGGAAAGGGGCGACGGGGGAGGAAGAAGAAAGUGGUUUUGGCUGCGUAUCCUCCUCCACAGGCUGCCUCUCCACCUCCCGAGCAGAUGGAGACCAUCCUGAUAGAAGCUGGCGACAACAUCAUCCAGGCGGGUAACAACCUCCUGAUCGUGCAGAGUCCCGGGCAGCCGGCUAUGGUGCAGCAGGUCCAGCUGGUCCAGUCCAAACCGGAGUCUCAGGUGGUUCAGAUCCCCCAGCAGGCCUUAAAGGUGGUGCAGGCCGCCUCCGCCACGUUACCGCCCGUCCCACAGAGACAGUCGGUCCCCACCAGCCUGCAGAUCACUCAGACAGAACCGACACCAACACAGAUCCUCUUCAAAACAGCGUCAGGUGAGUGGCAGUCUGUCCAGAUACAGGACUCGGUCUCCCCGACGACGACCCCCACCACUUCGGUCGCCACCACCCCCACCACCUCACCGCCGGCCGGCACCAAGAGGACGCUGGCGGGCGGACGGAAGGAACGGACUCUGGCAAAAAUUGCUCCGGCGGGGGGGAUGGCGGGGGGAAUGAUAUCGUUGAACACGUCGCAGCUCUCCUCGGCGACGCAGGCGGUGCAGACGAUCAGCAUCAACGGCGUCCAAGUUCAGGGAGUUCCUGUCACCAUCACCAACGCAGGGGGCCAGCAGCACCUGACGGUUCAGGCGAUGCAGGGCGGAGGGCUCCAGCUGGCAGCGACGCCGGGCCAGCCGGCCCUCCAGGUGGACCAGACGCUGACCCUGGAGCUGCCCGGUCAGCCGGGAGAGAAGAAGCGACGCAUGGCUUGCACCUGCCCCAACUGUAAAGACGCAGACAAGAGGCCCGGCGAGGUGGGGAAGAGGAAGCACAUCUGCCACGUCCCCGGCUGCGAGAAGACGUUCAGGAAAACGUCGCUGCUCAGAGCUCACGUCCGGCUGCACACCGGCGAGCGGCCCUUCGUCUGUAACUGGGUUUUCUGCGGGAAACGUUUCACACGCAGCGACGAGCUGCAGCGGCACGCCAGGACGCACACAGGAGACAAGCGCUUCGAGUGCAGCCAGUGUCAGAAACGCUUCAUGAGGAGCGACCACCUGACGAAGCAUUACAAGACUCACAUAAACACCAAGAACCUGUGAGCUGCUGCCGGAGUGACAGAGCGUAUCACGCAGACAAACUGUGAAACUAAAGACUGUGUUAGAGGACGGAGGGGCAGAGGGAGCGUCUGUGACUCAUCCCGUUAACGGGAAAUACUCCAAAAAAAGUCCCCGUGUCCCCUCUCAUCACUCCUCUAGGACACUGUGUAGCGUGCUGUACAAAGAAAUCCUUCCUGGUGGACUUCAAACUGAUCCAGCAAAUUAAAUAAUAAUAGUUUAUCUUUGUCGUCUCUGGUCUGAGCGGAGGCCGCGACCAGCUCCGAACCGAACGGGUCAGACGACGAGACGGCGAGGCUUCACACGCAGACGCUAAACUCUGCUUACUUAUUUAUGAACUUCCGUCGGGGGAUGAACGUACGGCGAAUUAUCCCGACGACAACGCCAAGACCACAGGACUCCAGUCACUCUCUUUUAUUUUGGUUUUCUUCCCCCAAAUCCUGCUUUUUUCAUUUGUUUGUCGCGGAGCUUUCAAGCACCAAAAAAGGAACAAAUUCAACUCCAUUGUUUUGUAGAUUUAACAGAAAUCUGUUUUUGUUUUCAGGUCUUUGUGUUUUAGCAGAUUUAAAACCCCCUCUAACCCAGAAUAGUUUGGGACCAUCACAUCAAAACUCCCCUCACAAGACUUAUGAAAACCUUUUAGAAGUUGACUAUUUUUUUAAAGUGUGUGUAUGCAUACUAUCAUACAUAAUAUUAAUAAUAAACUAUUUAUAACA